CUGUCCGCAGCCGUGUAUUACCACGGUGGCAAUUUCGUGGUUGGCCACAAAGACCUCAUUCAGCCGGCGUAUGUCAACAAGCUCCUGGAGCUAGGAUUUGGAGCUGUGGUUUCUCCUGAUUACAGGCUGUCCCCUACAAUCUCAGCGUUUGAAGGUCCAGUCACUGAUGCCAGGGAUGCUUAUGCUUGGUCCCAGGCGGAACUUCCUGCGAAGCUCGCCCAGGAUGUCGGUGUGAAACUGGAUGCUGAUCGCAUCGCCACAUGGGGACACUCUGCUGGAGGAACACUUGCUAUGCUUGUUGCAUCUGCGCCAAAGCCUCCCCGCGCAAUCCUCAACUUGUUCGGCAUGCUGUAUUUCCAGGAUGAGUCCUACCACAGCCCGUUGAAGAUGCCCCCAGUGAAGAUCCCAGACGCGGAAUUCAGAGACCAGGUCUACAAGGACGUGCCUCCGCCCACCUCGGCGCCGCCACCUUUUGGACCCAAGGGGCCUGACAUGUCCACGGCUCGCGGUGCCUGGCUUUUCAGCCACAUGGCUGACGGGACUUUUCUAAAGAAUGUUCAGCCAGACGGGGAUUACAACAAGAUAGACCCUGCUAGCUUGUUCGUGUCUUCUUUUCCGCCUACCUUCUUCGGACAUGGCUCGGCUGAUAUGGCUGUCAAUGUUAAGCUGACUGAGAAAGCACACCAAGCCCUACAGGAGCUGGGUGUUGACUCCAAGCUUGAAAUUGUUGAAGGAGCCGGCCACGGCUUCGAUAUGGGCAAGAAGCCUGGAGACAAGGCGUAUGAUACUGUAAUUGAAGGGCUGCAGUUUCUGCGAGAUCACGUCUAA
This is a messenger RNA of Ilyonectria robusta, 828 nucleotides long. RefSeq names its product Alpha/Beta hydrolase protein. The transcript has 2 exons. The annotation marks the transcript as partial. Gene Ontology annotation, biological process: proteolysis. Gene Ontology annotation, molecular function: serine-type peptidase activity. NCBI's taxonomy places the organism in Eukaryota, Fungi, Ascomycota, Sordariomycetes, Hypocreales, Nectriaceae. The record is from RefSeq and is a predicted model, not a curated record.